Mizuhopecten yessoensis (Yesso scallop) is the source of this 4821-nucleotide messenger RNA. RefSeq names its product protein unc-93 homolog A-like. The coding region runs from base 2963 to 4531 and encodes 522 amino acids. The transcript is spliced from 4 exons. The record is from RefSeq and is a predicted model, not a curated record. Lineage: Eukaryota; Metazoa; Mollusca; Bivalvia; Pectinida; Pectinidae.
UUGUGGGAGUCUAAUGUACACCACUGUCGACUUUCAGUUAAAUAUUGUUUGUUAUUCCUAAUUACAUAUAAGUCAUCUAUCUCAGCCACUGUGACGUCACUGCAAGCAUCAUCUGCUCUCUGUAUCACACAAUUCACAUAAACAAUGGAUGGAUACGAGACUUGGUAUCCGGAAUUCUCCUCACCAUGUACAUAGUCCUGUUUCCAGCGCUCAGCUGAUGAUGUGGAAAAGGCCAAGAGUUGUCAGUUUUUAUCACAGGAAUCAAGUAUGGGUUUGCUGUAAUGGAAUAUACACGUUCACGCCAUGGUUAGGAUGCCAUUAGUCAGUUUUCAUCAGUUAGCAAAACAGGCACUUCGUUCCCAGUCGGGACUCCAGUAACCUUUGGGACCUUGAUAAACGGAUUGAGUGGUGUACUGAUGGCGUAAAAAGGGCCUCUUAGUGUAGAAAAGUGAGCGUUUUAACCGCAUCGAAGAACACUGGCUCUCUCAGGAUAACUUAACUCGAUCUCAUCUCCCCGGUACUGACACUGGUUAAUGUUAUGACAAGUGAAAGGUACACUAACAACUUCACUGGACUAUAUUUCUGAUAGCUACCCAAACGGACUACAGCUUUGCAAUUGAGUGGCGUGGUGCGACAUAUAUAAAGACGAUUUAAUCAAUUACUGAACCAGCUAUUACCGAAAUACUCAUACGAACACAUGGACACCUUUCUUUGGAAACACUUUUGUUAUUAACAACAUGUUGAUAAUGUAGUGAACAAUACUUGAAGAAUUGUCGACACGUAGCUGUCACGUUAAUGUUUGGCUAUAUGUUGAGAAUCACUUUGACGGUCAGCUCUUCGCUGUGCGUCGUUGGUUAACAGGUAGUGUAUAGGGUACUGCAUCUUGGUGGUGUGAUUACACCUACCCUGUCCGUCUGACACCUUGUCGUACAGCCGGAUGCUAUAUCCUCGUGUCAGAGGCUGACAGUUGAUGUACAGUGUGUUAUAGUGAGUGGUUGGGCGGGAGCGGUUUGUCUGAUAGACGUGGCGCUACUGAUGCUGCAAACGACUCCCACAGACAGAGCGCUUCUGGAUACCAUACCACCGGCGAACUGACGCAGAGAAAUACCACACUUGUAUUGGACUUUCUUGUCUCGCCACCUCUUGGCGUUCGAUGCGUUUGAUACCAUCCUUUAGUUGGAGCGUUGCCCAAACAGCGUUCGAUACAGCAUACUUUUCAGGGGGGACUACGAUUUGUUAGUGCCGUAGCAGAGGUGUCAGACCGCCAUGUGUGCCGAUUACAGUAAAUAGACAAACCACCAAUUACACAAUCCUCGUACAAGUGCUGCCGCACGUGGGUCUGGUGCUGUCAUUACGGAACUCCUGUAAAACUCUUCUAACUAGUAUAUACAUACUGAUUGGCGAUAUAAAAGUAUUCACCAAAAUAAUAUCAGAUUGUACUAUUCAAUCGGGUUUGAAAACGAAGGGCUGGUGCCAUAUCUAUAAGCGAUGACUUACUCAUCCGUCAUUCUUCUUAAUGAUCAAGAGUACGGGAAACCCAAUUGUUAUGAGAUGGAUAUCCGUACCCGGCUAAUGAUGGACUAACUUAAUUAGCGUGGACCCUCCGUCAGUAAUCAAAACACUAGUGGCUAAGGAGAACUAUCAACAGGAAAUGUUACGUCCGCCAUGAUUGAGGAAUUGUAAUUUUUGACACCGAAAAGUUUGUUCCAUACUUUUCUGGAUAGUACGUAAUAGGAACGAAUCUACGUUCCGGUAACAUCAGUGAUGCGAUUUGUCAAACAUUUCCAUUAUUUAUCAUACUCGUAUGAGUGUUUGUAACUGACAGUGAUUUACGUCCGAAUAUAAAACAUUCCAUUUUACUUCUUUUAUAAUUUACUUAAUUAAGCUUGUUUUCAUGUGAUACUUUAUGUGGAAUACUUUCGAUAGAAACGAGAAUUGCACAGGAGUCAAAUAUAUUGGUACCCGGUAUCAAAAUAAGUGAACACGUUAAAGGUCAAAGGUCAUACAUCAGCUGGAACCCAAAGGCUGUACUUGUAUUGAUAUAUGCGAUAAUUCUACCAGGGAGACAGACAGGACUUCUGUGAUCAAAGUAUUUAUCCCAUGAUGAAAGUUUUACAAUCGGACACAAUGUGUUAUCACUAAGUUAAUAGACAUAACCUGUUUUAUGUAGAGUAAACGUCUGUCUCUUCAUCCUUAUCUUUUAAAGAGAUAUCAUCAUUGUUUUGUCGAUAUAAACCGAGUGCUAAAUCUGCGUCCCUCGCGUGUUUGGGAUCCAGAUCAAGUUUACCUCUAUUGCCACCUCCUGUUGAAUACAGCUACGGAAUUUAACACACGAGUUUGCAAAAACGAAGCCUUAUCUGUUUGGACGUAAUACUCUGUAAUAACAGUUGUCGUUAGACGCUAAGCUUGUUCUGGUGGCUUCUAGUAAGUCCGAACAAUUCUACAUCACUGAAUAUUCGUCCCUCUAAAGCUUAAGUUGGACGAUAAAUCAGUAAUCGUCAGCGCUCUCACAGCACGCACGCGUCUUUAACAACGCCAUUCAUCACAUGGAGCUGAUUUGCGGAUUGAUGCUAUUGUUUUUACCGACGACAUAAUCAUGGUGAGGUCUUACCGAUGUGUGUUUAAUAUGGCAUCAUUUAGACAGCGCUGAUUUACACUUUCGCAAAGAACUCCGCGGGGUGGCGUCAAAUAGAAUGUAAAAGACUACUAAUUAUAGAACAAUUGUGUCGAUUUACCCUCGAUAUUUAAAUAGGUGAAAAUAGUUUGAUAUUCAUCAAUCCUAUUUUAUUUUCUAAGAUAAAUUCGUGGAAGAGGAAAGAUUGUUUUUACUUUAGUACGACUUGGCGAGGGGAGACGUCAAAUACUCAAUGAUAUACCCCGUUAUUUGUUGACAAUUGUGGACGUAUAUAUUAGCGUGUAUCAGCGUACAUCAGCAUUGAUUAGUAUAUCUACCAUUACCAAAAUGGCGUCGGACACAGAGAUAACAAGGGAGAAGAUGAUUGUAGAUCCCCUGGCCCACGGGCACACGAACGUAAUUUCACUGAUGGGGGGUGGCGGGGCGGAGUACAACAAGGGGAGGAGGAGGAGCACGAUCCACUCAUACACUCUGACAAGCUACCAUACUCUCCCCCACGACCCCGCCACCAUGAAGGCCGUCAGAGACAUGAGCGAAACCAAGGCCCUUAAAAACGUCAUUGUCCUCGGCUUUGCUUUCAUGUUUAUAUUUACAGCCUUCAUUUCCUUACAGGGACUACAGAGCACCAUGAAUUGGGAAGGUGGUGUAGGAGUGGUCUCCCUUAGUAGCAUGUACCUUACCACCAUCCUUUCGUGUAUCGUUGCGCCAUUUAUCAUCAAGAAACUAACGACCAAGUGGACAAUGGUCAUGUCGUUCAUUUUCUUCACUGGAUAUUUCGCAGGGAAUUUUCAUCCUGAGCAUUACAUGUUGCUCCCAUUAGGGAUUGUGCUCGGCUGUUUGGCCGGCCCAAUGUGGAGUGCACAAGCAACUUCCAUUACCACCAUUGCGCUUGCGUACGCUGAGCAUUCCCACAUUCAGGACCAGGAUAUAGUAAUAAACAAAUUCAUGGGGAUAUUUUGUGGUCUGUACAGGACAAGCAAUAUAUGGGGAAAUCUCAUAACUACGCUAGUCAUGUCACAGAACAAGACGUUCCCCAACACAUUUCAGUAUUAUAACACGUCAACAAACUUUACGUGUGGUUCAACCUAUUGUCUAAUAGAGGAAGGGAUGGAAGACCAGGCCCGUUAUUCCGCCGAUACUAUAACAAUGAUUCCAGAGAGUACCCGGAUUAUGCUGCUGAGUAUAUAUCUUGGGUGUGGGGUGAUGGGUGUGGUCAUUCUCAUCUCGCUGAUGGACCAGUGCGACCAGAACAAGGACGACAGCGAGAACCUAACGUCCAAGGAGUUAUGCUUGGCUACACUUGAGAUGUUGAAGGAUUCCAAAUGUCAGCUGCUGGCCCUCAUGGUCGUCUUCGUGGGUCUAGAGCAAGGUUUUAUGUUCGGCGACUUCACCAAGGCCUACAUUUCCUGUACGCUAGGUGUCACUAGUAUCGGGCCGGUGAUGAUAUGUUUCGGAGCCGUGAGCGCUGUAAGCUGUGUUAUGAUUGGUUACUUCGCCAGCAAGCAUAUCAAGCGGUUCGCAUUCAUCUCUGCCGGGGCCACAUUUAAUGUAGGGCUGCUGAUAGUAUUGUGGCUGUGGAAACCAAGCCCGAACGACAUCCCAAACUUCUUUGUGGUGGCCGGAUGUUUGGGUCUGUGCGACGCCAUAUGGCAGACUCAGACCUACACUCUAUACGGCGUACUUUUCCUCGACAGACAAGAGGCAGCCUUUUCCUCGUACCGGAUGUUCUAUGCUACCGGAUGUGCCAUUUCCUUUGGUUACAGUCACUUCCUGUGCGUUCAGACCAAGGUGUAUGUGCUGGGCGUGGUGCUCGUGCUAGCAUUGAUUAUGUAUUGUGUAAUCGAGAUGAAAGUUCAGUUACAAAGUCAGCACAUAAAAGACAUCGUUGCCUUGUAGACAGUGCUUCCGCGUACACAUAAUUGUCAGGUAGACGUACUGUUAUGCGUGAUGUAAAGAAGGUACUGCCAAAUGAACGUUUGUCUGCAAGGAAGUGGUUUCGAAAAGACAAUCGUGGAUGCCGAUCCCGAAUUAACAUAGAAUUAUGGUACAAGAGACCAAGCGUCUGUGAUCUGUGUGUUUUCCUGAUCACAUUGCCCCCAUCAUUAUCAUAGAAUCUUUGAUCACUCGUCCUCGGAUCCAACCAAGAAUGUAUUACUUUAGAUGAGAAUAAAGAUUCAUUUAAAACA